This is a messenger RNA of Photinus pyralis (common eastern firefly), 2641 nucleotides long. Its product is annotated as multiple inositol polyphosphate phosphatase 1-like. NCBI's taxonomy places the organism in Eukaryota, Metazoa, Arthropoda, Insecta, Coleoptera, Lampyridae. Gene Ontology annotation, molecular function: inositol phosphate phosphatase activity; acid phosphatase activity. The record is from RefSeq and is a predicted model, not a curated record. The transcript has 8 exons. The coding region runs from base 187 to 2322 and encodes 711 amino acids.
UCGAAUGUUGUUGGCAGUUUGUGUGAAGGUGGACAUUCGGUGCACAUAUCGGUAAACAAGUGUUAGCGCUAUUUUCACAUGAUGUGGGUGUGUUUCGAAUAUUAAUUAUUAAAUAUCGUAUUAUUUACAUUUUGUUGCCGGUAAAAAAAGUGCCAUUCUUAGGAUUUGCAAUUUUUAAAUUUAAAGAUGAUGCAUCCGACACUAUCAACUUCGAUUUUCCUCGUAACGAUUGCCUACAUCGUAUUGGUGUUUGGACAGCAAAAUUACACCCCCGACCCUUACGGUAGCACGCAACAAAGGUACAACAGUCAAGACCCCUACAAUAAUCAGCCUUACGACCCGAACCGUCCAUACAAUCCACAAGAUCGCUACAACAACCCCCAAGACAGGUUCAACCAAGACCGCUACAAUAACCAGGAUCGCUACGGUAACCAAGAUCGUUACGGUAAUCAGGAUCGAUAUGGUAAUCAAGAUCGUUACGGUAACCAAGAUAGAUACGGCAACCAAGACCGUUACGGUAACCCCAACCAAGAUCGUUACGGUAACACUAACCAAGAUCGUUAUGGGAACCAAGAUCGUUACGGUAAUCAAGAUCGCUAUGGAAAUCAAGAUCGAUAUGGAAACCGACCGACUGGACCUGGACAGCCUCCCUACGGCCAAGGGGGUACUUACGACACCAGGGGCGGGUCUGGUUUGCAAGGUGACGAUUUUUGUUGCGAGGAAUUCUGCUACAGAAGAGAGGAAUCUUAUUUACAGUUUGGAACGAAAACAGCCUACCAGUUCGUUGUACGGCAGCGGCAGAAUGAUCAAUUCAAUGUACCUAAUUGCCAGCCAGUCCAAUUUUGGAGCCUAAGCAGAGACGGCACGCGAUUACCGAGUCCUCAAGUGAUUUCGAGACUUCGAAAUUUGAACAACCUCCGUCAACAAACCCUAAUUAAUUACGACCAACGCCAGACGUACCCCAGAACGGGAAGGCUGUGCGACGACGAUAUGGACUUAUUGAGAAAGUGGCGUUGGAACGAUUCGAUCACCGAAGACCGGGCGUUCUCCCUCACGUCUCAGGGAGUGGAGGAUCUCAAGUUUUUGGCCAGGAAAUACCAGACGCGUUUCAGACCGUUUUUAGACCAACCCUACACUGAGGAGUACUACAAGUUCCACUACUCCGACACUGAAAGAGCACAAGAAAGUUACCAAGCAUUUGUUGAGGGACUGUUUCCUCAUAGCAUGUAUCGAAUUCAUGCAGAAGUCCGACCGGAUGAUCACCUACUUAAGCAAGAUCCCUACGGUGGUUGUAGCAGAUACGGAUCCAGUAGUUACGAUUACAAUCAACAGUCUUCGCGCGAUUAUAACCGGCAAGGAGGAGGACAAUAUGGACAGCAACAACAAUAUCAAUCUGGAUAUGGACAGGGAGGUUCAUAUAACCAACCGCAAGGAAGUGGAUAUAAUCCACAGUACAACCAACAGGGAGGAUCCUACGGUCAGCAAGGGGGAGGAUCCUACGGUCAACAACAUGGAGGAGGCAGUUAUUACAAUCCAGGUGGUUACAAUACACAAUAUGGAGAUGAUCCACAGGCGUUGAUGGAGUAUAAUAGAUUUGUACAGAAGCAGGAAUAUAAGGAAUUGGUUCGUGACGUAAGUCGACGUUUGGGUUUCAAAUACAACUUGAACGAGUCGUUGAUUGAAGAUAUGUAUGAUAUGUGUCGAUAUGAAAAAGCUUGGUAUCCACGCGAGCUCUCGCCAUGGUGUGCUGCUUUCAAUGUUAAACAACUGAAACUCCUAGAGUAUGGUGAGGAUUUAAAAUACUACUACAAAUUCGGCUAUGGAAACCCGAACAAUUUACGAGCUGGUUGCCCACUGCUGAAGGAUUUGUAUGAUCGAUUUGAGCAGGCCGUUAAUGGAGGCUACGUGAGCCACAAAGUGGUCGCCUACUUUUCUCAUACCAACAGUCUGCAGCUAUUUUUGGUCUCGUUAGGGGUUGCCAAGGACUUCACAACGUUAACCGCCGACAGCUACAUCGGACAAAGUCGCCGGCAGUGGCGCACGUCCAACUUGUCCCCCUUUGCCGGAAACGUUGUCGCCGUUCUUUAUCAGUGCCAGUCUAGCGAUCAGCACAAGGUGAUGUUCUUCUUAAAUGAAUCUCCAUUAGACAUACCUGGAUGUCAGGUGGGGCUCUGCGACUGGAACGUCUUCAGAGAGAAGGUGAAUAGCGCCAACUGCAUGUCAUAUGACUGUUACAACUCCGCAACUAUAACAUCGAAUUCGAUAUUAUUAAAUUUGUGUGCAAUUUUGUUUGUGGUUUACACAUUAACACAUAGAUUUUAGGUUUGAGUUUGACUCGUAAGAAUGUACAAAAAUUACGCUAAAAUAGUACUGAUGUAUUUUUUAAAUUGUUUAAACCAGUGUACCUUAAUAAUCUCAAAGGUUGUGCAGUAGGUACAGUGACGAUUUUUGUAUUUUUAUACACAAGCAAUUCAUUUUAGCAGUAUUUGUAGCGUUAGAAUUUUUUAAAUAUAAUAAUAAGUAGGUACCUACCUACCUACAAAUUAUUACUUUCGUAAUAAGUGAGAAGUUUUAGAGGUAUGUUGUGAAGAAAACUGUUAGAAUCUCAUUUUUCAAAAAAUAAAAUUAUUGUACAAAGGAA